This is a messenger RNA of Rotaria sp. Silwood2, 2184 nucleotides long. Lineage: Eukaryota; Metazoa; Rotifera; Eurotatoria; Philodinida; Philodinidae. The record is from the annotation of a GenBank genome assembly.
AUGGGAAACUUUUCUGGAACCACAAACUCAGCAACACCAGUCAUAAAAAGAAAAUAUUUGAACAAGAAAAAUAAUUUGAAAUUUUGCGAACAGAAAAUAGUUCAAAAUUUUAUUCUGAUUUGGUUAGAUGCAUCCAUUGGAGAAGCAGGAAAAGAUUUCCAAUAUACCAUUUCUCAAAUAAAUAAGAUCUUUAAUUCAAUCACGUUAUUUACUGAUUUGAACACAUGUCGUGAAUUCAUUGAAAAGACAAGGUAUGAACAAAUAUUUCUUCUUGUAUCUGGAAGACUUGGAGCAGAAUUAGUACCGCUUGUUCAUAAAUAUGUUCGACUUGAUUCCAUUUAUGUAUUUUGUGGCGAACCAGAGCGCCACAAAUGGACGAAAGAAUGGAAAAAGAUAAAACUUGUUUCCAAUCAAAUUGAAACUAUUUGUCAAUUAAUUGUAAACGAUGCUGCACAAUGUGAACAAGAUUUAACUCCAACUAGUAUUCUUUCGUCGAAUGAUUCUUUGAAUCAAGAUUUACAACAAAUUAAUUCAUCAUUUAUGUAUUCACAACUGAUAAAAGACAUUCUAUUUGAAAUGACCUAUGAUGAACAAUCAAUAGACGAGCUUGCUAAUUUUUCUCGAAAAAGUUACCCUCGCAAUUCAGCUCAAUUAAAAAUUAUUGAUGAAUUCCAAAAAGAUUAUCACAAACAUACACCAAUCUGGUGGUAUACUCGUGAGUGUUUCACUUAUCGAAUGCUUAAUCGUAGUUUGAGAACUUUCGAUAUUACUAUUAUUUCCAUGAUGGGCUUCUUUAUGAAAGAUGUUCAUCAACAAAUCAAAGAAAUACACUCAAAAAUGUCCAGGCGAAUGGGACCAUUUGUCGUUUAUCGUGGUCAAGGAAUGCUUAAUGACGAAUUUACUGGAAUACGUAAUAAUAUCGGUGGUCUACUUGCAUUCAAUAGUUUUCUUUCUACAAGUGAAGAUUUAAAAAUCGCGACAAAAUUUGCACAACAAUCUGCAGGCCGAGCUGGCAAAACUGCUAUUCUAUUUGAAAUAGAAGUUGAUCCAACUUUAAUAUCAAUUUCAUUUGCUUCAUUAAAUAAUCUUAGUUACUGUAAUGAAAAAGAAAAAGAAAUUCUUUUUUCGAUGCACACCGUUUUUCAAAUUGUUCAAGUCAAGGAGAACACUGGUAAUAUAUGGAAAGUCAACUUAAAAUCGGUGAAUAAUACCGACUUACAAAUAACACGAUUAACUGAACACAUCAGACAAGAAAUCGGUGAAGGAAGUGCAAUCGAGCGAUUAGGUCGAUUAAUGAUUGCAUUAGACGAACUUGAAAAAGCUGAAGCAUUCUAUGAACUAUUACGUGAAUCAACGCCUGAAAAUGAUAAAAAAGCAUUUGCUUCGAUCUAUAAUCAAUUGGGAUACAUUAAAUAUAAACAAGGUGAUUAUUCGAAAGCUCAACAAUUCUAUGAAGAAGCACGUAGAAUUCAAGAAAAAAUGCGUCCUUCUACUGAUCUUGAUCUAGCGACUACCUAUAGUAAUAUGGGUCUGCUGUAUACAAGCUUAAACGACACUUCUAAUGGAUUGUUAUAUCAUCAAAAAGCUCUUGAAAUACGAGAGAAAAAACUCAACGUAAAUCAUCAGGAUUUAGCUACUACUUAUAACAAUAUCGGACUCGUAUAUGAUCAAAAACAAGAAUUUCUAACUGCUUUGACAUAUUAUGAAAAGACACUUAAAAUUUAUCAACAAACUCUUCCAGAAAAUCAUCCUUGGUUGGCUACGUCUCACAAAAAUAUUGGUCUCGCUCAAAUAUCGAUGGGAGAACGUACGACAGGACUCAAUAAUCUUUCGAAAGCAAUGGAAAUACGAAAAAUAGCACUUCCUUCUAAUCAUCCAUCGAUAGCUUCUCUUUGUGCUAUCAUUGGCGAAGUAUAUCGAGUAGCAGAAGACUAUACCAGUGCGCUCAAGUUCUAUGAAGAAGCAAUAGAUAUUGAAAAUAGAGCUUCUUAUGUCAAUUAUUCAAGUUUAUCUAUGGCUUAUUACAAAAUAUCGAGAAUAUUGAAUGAGCUCAAACAAUAUGAUAAGGCUCUGAGGUAUGCUGAACUUGCUGUUCAAUCAGUUGGCAAGUCUUCAAUGCCAAAUAAUUCGGAUGCAAUAAAGUAUAAGAAAAACUUCGAAGAACUUCAAACAAAACUAUCAUGA